Messenger RNA from Peronospora farinosa, 1860 nucleotides. NCBI's taxonomy places the organism in Eukaryota, Oomycota, Peronosporomycetes, Peronosporales, Peronosporaceae. The record is from the annotation of a GenBank genome assembly.
AUGCAGAUAUUCCCGAGUAUCGUGGCCUUUGGUGCUUUCGUUGCCACUCUUGCCUUCAGUCCUCAGCCGGCUACUGCCCUGAAUAUCGUGCCGGCUAGGCCCGGGUCGAAGCUGUUUGAUCAGUUCCGCCCGAUUUUUCACUUCAUGGCACGCAAGAAUUGGAUGAAUGACCCGUGUGGUGCGUAUUACGAUGAGGUCACGAACCUGUACCACAUGUUCUACCAGUCAAACCCGUCCUCGACGAUCUGGGGAAAUAUGACCUGGGGUCACGCUGUCUCGAAGGAUCAGGUUUUCUGGGAAGACUACCCAGAUGCACUGCUCCCGAAGGAGAACAAGUGGGACCACAAAGGUGUGUUUUCGGGCUACACAAUGAAGAAUGCUAUUGCCAAUAAAACAACGAUAUUCUACACUUCUGUCACUGCUAUUGGCAUUGCCUGGAAGAAACCAUACUUGAACGGUGAGCAUGUCAUGUAUGCCACCACCGACGAUAACGGUAAGACCUGGCAGAAGGACACGAAGCCUCUAAUUAAAUACCCACCGCCGGAUCUCAGUGUGACUGGCUGGCGCGAUCCGUCCCCGUUCCACUCAAAGUCGCUGGACGCACAUUUCGGAUACGACGCCUCGAAAGGCAGUAACUACCUUAUCAUUGCCGGUGGUGUCCGAGAUGAAGGUCCGCGUCUCUUCCUGUAUCAUGCGGUAGACUACGUGAACUGGGAGUACAAGGGGUUCCUAUUUGCCCCAGAGAAAAACACGACAUUCUCUCGCUACAGUGAAAGCUACGGCUAUAACUUUGAGAUGCCUGUCUACCUUGAAAUAAAGGACGAGGACGGUUAUUCCCACAAUGUGUUACUGUUCGCUGCUGAGAGUGAACCGGAUCGAUACGUCAUGUGGGCGUUUGGAUCGUUCUCCGGUCAUGGCAAAGGUGCCAAGAUGGACAUGGGAGCAAGUCGGUUUAUUCCUAACACAGUGGGCAUAGUGGACCGCAGCGAAUGGUACGCCGGUAACAUGUACACGAACAAGGAUGGUAAAAAUGUUCUUGUUGGCUGGCUCACUGAGGACAACAACUUUAAGAAGGGACAGCCUCAAGGCUGGGACGGUAUCCUUUCGUUGCAGCGUGAAGUGACUGUUGCUAUCGUUCGUGACAUCUACGAUGUGGAAAACCGUCUCGUAGGCUUAGGCGACACGAUCGUGUUCAACUGGGAAGACGUCGAGUGCAGCAAUGGCAUGAUCAAGCAGAAAAAAACCAUCAAAACGCUUGGUAUGAAACCACUGAGCGACCUACAGCUCCUACGCAACAAUGAUGCGCUCGAACAUAUUACGAGAAUGUCGAUCAACCAUGGCUCGCGUGUGUUGAGCUCAACGGGUACUUCGUUUGAACUGAUUGCUGAGGUCUCUAAUUUUGAGCGUGGUAGCAAGGUUGGUUUCGAGGUUCGUCGCAGCUCGGAUGGUGACGAGGUGACGACCAUCAUGUAUGAUGACAAACAGAAGAAGGUGAUCAUUAACCGCUCGAGAAGUUCAAGUGCGACCUGUGCCGUGUUCGCGGACUAUAAGAUGAAACCUGCCUCGGAGUCGGUUUGGGGCCACUUUUACCUGUACGACCUCUUUACGGGUUCAAAGAACGACGUGUGUGAAACUGCUCGUGAGAAGCUGCGUUUUCACGUAUUUGUGGACGUGUCCAGUGUCGAGGUGUUUGUAAACGACCGCUUUUCCCUGUCAGCUCGAAUCUAUCCGUGUGCUAGCAAGACGAAAUCGGAUGGCAUCGCAUUGAAGGCUACGGGUAAAGCCAAGUUUGAGAAUGUGCGUGUCUGGACGAACCCGAAACCCGCUUGGUCCGACCCGCGUAAGGCAAAGCAAUUUUAG